CAUACUUCAGUAUACCUUGACUUCGCCUGUGCGCGCAGAGGCUGUACUGUAAUGUCAUCUGAAUAUGUAAUCAGAGUGUGUCAGAGACGUUAGAGAGGAGGAGGAAUAUUAUACAUAGAUUUAAUAACAGCGCUGUUCAUGACUGACCAAAACCAACGCGGAAAAACCCAAAGAUAAUUUUAAGGGUCUUUCAGCGGGUAGCGACAUGAAAUAGAUGGAGUUAUAAUUAAUCAACCUGCGUUUAGUUUUUACAUUAUUUUAAUUUAGUUAACGUUAACUCAUGAGUGAAAAGAGAGCGGAACUCGGCGACAUGGACAGUAACCGUCGGCGUUUAAAACAUGAAGUGGGCAGAGAAGGAACAGAAAACGGAGUGAGACGAGAGAAGGAAAGGCUGCGAAGGAUUCAUUGCGGCAGCAAUCAGAUGAGGGUCUCCACGCUCAGAUGAAUUCUGUGAUCGGUGCUCUCCAGGAGCUGAAACUCUUGCAGGUCCAAACUGCGCUGGAGAUAAAUCAGAUAAAUCACAGUUCAAGAAAAACCCACCUGGACCGAACACUGAAUCCAGAAGAAAUUCUUUCACAAGAAUGUUUCAAGACUGAGCUUGCCAUGGAAACAUCUUUGUUCCUCACUAGCUCUCCAGCAGAAACCCGCCAAAUUCCAAGGUUAUACGGACCCAGAAAGGUUCACAGAGGAAGUCUAAGCACUUCUUCCUCUUUUUCCUCUCAGGAAGACACAACCGACAGCCAUUUCUCUGCUUACGAUUUUGACGACUCCAGCGAUUGGACAGCCUCACUGAUGAACCACAGCAGAAACAGACAGCCAUUGGUGUUGGGAGACAAUGUUUUCGCUGACUUGGUCGGGAAUUGGCUGGAUCUGCCGGAUGUUGGAGGCCAGACUUUAGGUGAGGAGCAGAACUCAGGUCUCAAAGACACAUUUUUGGAGUCAUCAUCUAGCAGUCACUCUCAAGAUCUCCCCAGGAAAACCUCACUAACCGCUAGCAUGUUUAAACGGGUCCUACGGCGCGUUCGACCAUGGCACCACCAUGAAAGCGAAGGGGUGGACGUCUGUAUACAACCAAAGAUCACAUACAGAAAGCCAAAAUCAGAUGUCGGCAAGCCAUUCUGGGGGAGAACAAGAGGCCUGAAGAAGAAAACCACACCCACUCAGCAUGAGGGUGUGGCCUAUCAGGGCUCAGAGAUUUUAAGAGACAGAGGAUGGGCGGAGAUUGAGAAGCAUCCAGUGUAUGAUUACAGCUCAGCUAUGUGGGUUUAAAUGACUCAUAUAAUUCUGGAUGGAAGAGAAUUACACACUUAAACACACAGUCACAAAAAAAAGACUUUAUGAUCAUAAUUGUUGUAAAAGCAAAAGUUCUCAAAAUGUUCUACCUGUUGCGUUCAAGUUGUUACUCCGAUUAGGGUGUUAUUAUGACGUCACGCAUGCAAGUCGGAAACAUUUGCAAGUUUAAACAAAUCAAAAACAUUUUACUGUUAACAAAAAACCCAAAUAGGGACAUCUGACUUCAAAAUUCAUUGACACUUAUUUAUUCAUUGUAUCACAACUAAAUGUGAAGCACAUUGUUAAAGUUGAGUGAUAAACACCAUUGCUACAGAUU
Messenger RNA from Pimephales promelas (fathead minnow), 1609 nucleotides. RefSeq names its product inka box actin regulator 2 (gene inka2). The record is from RefSeq and is a predicted model, not a curated record. Gene Ontology annotation, cellular component: nucleus. Gene Ontology annotation, molecular function: protein kinase binding; protein serine/threonine kinase inhibitor activity. Lineage: Eukaryota; Metazoa; Chordata; Actinopteri; Cypriniformes; Leuciscidae.